CAAGCACUGGCAAGCCGCAGACAAGCUCGCAAGCCAUCCUGCAGCGGAAAACGCGUCGUUCGGCAGCUCCACAGAUCACCUUAGUUCACUGGACGAGUCGUGCGCACCAAAACCAUGGUUUCCGACGCCCUAGCUGUUGCCUGUGGUGCUGUCUGCGGCGCCCUAGCCCGCCACAACCUCGCACUGAUCGCAACGCAGCACGCACUGGCGCCGUGGCAUAUCGCGGGUAUCAAUACUGUUGGGAGCGGUGUCUUAGGAGCGGUUGCCGCGGCGCCGCUGCCGCCGGCCGCGAAGCUCUGUGUGGGCGUCGGCGCAUGCGGGGCAUUCACCACCUUCUCGACCUUCUCCAUGGACGUCGUCACCAUGAUCGAAGCGGAGCAGUUCGCGAAAGCAGCGGCCUACGUCGGAGUGAACAACGUCGGCAGCGUCGGCGCCGCGCUCGGCUCGUACAAGCUCGCCAAAGGGCUCUACCCGAAGCUCGGCAAGCGCUAGCGCCUGCGGCGCGUCCCCAUGCGCGCCCCUGUGCAUAAGAUAGAUCCUGUG
Pelagomonas calceolata is the source of this 543-nucleotide messenger RNA. The record is from the annotation of a GenBank genome assembly. NCBI's taxonomy places the organism in Eukaryota, Pelagophyceae, Pelagomonadales, Pelagomonadaceae.